Molecule: messenger RNA, 5930 nt
Organism: Mastomys coucha (southern multimammate mouse)
Lineage: Eukaryota; Metazoa; Chordata; Mammalia; Rodentia; Muridae
Gene: Pak2
Product: p21 (RAC1) activated kinase 2
Exons: 17
Coding region: 455-2029 (524 amino acids)
Biological process (GO): intracellular signal transduction; regulation of axonogenesis; protein phosphorylation
Cellular component (GO): cytoplasm
Molecular function (GO): ATP binding; protein serine/threonine kinase activity
Source: RefSeq, a predicted model, not a curated record
CGCGCCCCACCGUCGCCGCCCUCCCCCAGGGUUGUGGCCACGCGCAGCGGCAGCGGUUGUUCCGCUUCCCCUCCGGCCCGGGCCGUCGCCAUUGCCGAAGGCUCCUGCCCUCCCCUCCCUGGCCCAAGGGGUUCUGCGCCUCACGGCCUCGGUAGCGACGGCCGCGCCCCGCGCCGCUCCCCUCCGCCCUGCCCUCCUCCCUCUCUGCUCCCCAGCUCAGUGCUCGCCCGCGUCUGCCCGGCAGCCCGCCCUGGGUCGGGCGGAGACCUUUCCUCUCUGAUUUGUUUUGCGUCCAUGUGUUUGUGAGUGCCACAGUGCCAGAGGACAGGGCUGGAAUUCAGAUCUCUUCCUGUCACCUUAUCAAAGUGUUAUCAGGCCUGGAUGAGUGGCAUUGGAAUUUUGAUGAUUGCCUUGAAUCAGCAGAUUGCUUUUGGCUGUUUUAUAAUUCUGAAUCAUGUCUGAUAACGGAGAGCUUGAAGACAAGCCCCCAGCACCUCCAGUGCGCAUGAGCAGUACCAUUUUUAGCACCGGAGGAAAAGAUCCUUUGUCAGCCAAUCACAGUUUGAAACCUUUGCCUUCUGUUCCAGAGGAAAAAAAACCUAGGAACAAAAUCAUCUCCAUAUUCUCAGGCACGGAAAAAGGAAGUAAAAAGAAAGAAAAAGAACGACCAGAGAUUUCUCCCCCAUCUGAUUUUGAGCACACCAUCCAUGUUGGCUUUGAUGCUGUUACGGGAGAGUUCACUGGCAUGCCAGAACAGUGGGCACGGCUGUUGCAGACCUCCAACAUUACCAAACUUGAGCAGAAGAAGAACCCUCAGGCUGUGCUGGAUGUCUUGAAGUUCUACGACUCCAACACUGUGAAACAGAAGUAUCUGAGUUUCACUCCUCCUGAGAAAGAUGGCUUCCCUUCUGGAACACCAGCACUGAACACCAAGGGGUCAGAGACAUCAGCUGUAGUGACAGAGGAAGAUGAUGAUGAUGAAGAUGCUGCUCCUCCUGUCAUUGCCCCUCGGCCAGAUCAUACAAAAUCAAUUUAUACACGGUCUGUCAUCGACCCCAUUCCUGCUCCAGUUGGUGAUUCUAAUGUUGACAGUGGUGCCAAGUCUUCAGACAAACAGAAAAAGAAAGCCAAGAUGACUGAUGAAGAGAUUAUGGAGAAAUUAAGAACUAUUGUGAGCAUAGGGGAUCCUAAGAAAAAAUACACAAGAUACGAAAAAAUUGGGCAAGGGGCUUCUGGAACAGUUUUUACUGCAACUGAUGUGGCCCUAGGGCAAGAGGUUGCUAUCAAGCAGAUUAAUUUACAGAAACAACCAAAGAAGGAAUUGAUCAUUAAUGAAAUUCUGGUGAUGAAAGAGUUAAAGAAUCCCAACAUAGUUAACUUCUUGGACAGUUACCUGGUAGGAGAUGAGUUGUUUGUGGUAAUGGAGUACCUUGCUGGUGGGUCCCUCACUGAUGUUGUAACAGAAACCUGCAUGGACGAAGCGCAGAUUGCAGCCGUAUGCAGAGAGUGUUUACAGGCGUUGGAGUUUUUACAUGCUAAUCAAGUGAUCCACAGAGACAUCAAAAGUGACAAUGUGCUUUUGGGAAUGGAAGGCUCAGUUAAACUUACUGAUUUCGGCUUCUGUGCCCAGAUCACUCCUGAACAGAGCAAACGCAGUACUAUGGUUGGAACGCCGUACUGGAUGGCACCAGAGGUGGUAACACGGAAAGCCUAUGGUCCCAAAGUUGACAUAUGGUCUCUGGGCAUCAUGGCUAUCGAGAUGGUUGAAGGAGAGCCUCCAUACCUCAAUGAAAAUCCUCUGCGGGCAUUAUACCUGAUAGCAACAAAUGGAACUCCUGAACUUCAGAAUCCAGAAAAACUUUCCCCAAUAUUUCGGGAUUUCUUAAAUCGGUGUUUGGAAAUGGAUGUGGAGAAAAGGGGUUCAGCCAAAGAACUGUUACAGCAUCCUUUCCUGAAACUGGCCAAACCAUUAUCUAGCUUGACGCCACUGAUCCUGGCAGCUAAGGAAGCAAUGAAGAGUAACCGCUAACGUUGUCGCUGAGGUCAACUGCUCCCUUAUCCAUUUUCUAAAAGAAGCCUUUUAAUACAUGAAAUUGUUACUCUGAGGGGUGUAAAGAGACCGUCUGCAUCACAUGGAGAAAAAAACAAACUUAUUUUCUAAAGAUGACCAAGAGAAAAUUGCAGUAAGAGAGUUGUGACUUUGAAAUGAGCCCCUGCUUUAGGGUCCAAAAGGAAUUGUGGACUGCCUCACUAGCCUUCCGUUUUCCAGCAGACGUUUCCAGCUUGACGUUUGCACACUGCUUUGAUGACUCUUAGUAUGGUGGAGCCUGGUCAUUGUCUCCUUUGGGGUAUUUCCCAUACUUGAAUGUCAGAUUCGAGUUUUCCCGAAUAUUUCAUCUGCUGGUCUUAUCUCUCUUCAUAACCUUCCUUUCCUCUAACCUGUUCCUUUUACAUUGUUGCUUUUAGUUUUUUUAUGCCUAAAUUCAAGGCAGAUGUGAUAAAAUUAUGUAGCUCUUUAUAUUGGGAAAGGAGCUUGACGUGUUUUUAACCUUUUAUAGAAGUUAGGACCAGCUGUUAUACGUGUAGUAUCUCAGUUCUGAGCUUAAACUGAAAGGGGGAAAGUAUGUGAUUUUUACCUUUUUUAACAAAUGUGAAAGAGUCAGUUUUAGAAAUUUCAUGGUAGUGAGUUUGACAUUUGUUACAUGUAUAGAAAGAGGACUAAUAAUCUAUAUUUAUAACUAAAUCAUUGAUACAGAGAAAAAAAAAUCCCACUGACUGUAUGUUCUCACCAUUUUGUCUUUUCUGCCUAUUUCUCCUCAUAUGAAGCUUUUGGAACCAAAGUGAUUUGUGCUUGUUCUCGAGGGCUUUAUGACUUUGGUGCCGUUCCCCUCCCUGUGUUUCCUUGGAAAUGAGUGUCUGUAUAUGUUGUUAUUUUAGGUGUCAGUUUUGAAUCAACCCUUAUUUCACAUACACCCCCUCCACCCUCUAGGGCAAGUAAUAACCAUUGAAUUUUCAGAAUUUAAAGUUAAAAGACUUUUCCUAUUAAAAGGAAAAAUAUUUGGGACUAGCAGAAACCAAGUGAGAUUUGAACCUUGAGUUCUAGGCUAGUUGUAAUAAUGAAAUGUCAAUACUGUAGAGGUGAAGCUUAUGGCAGUACACUGUAAAGACUCUUGUAGUCUACAGUGUUCCAACCCAUUAUCAGUGUUUCACUGUUAUGAGAGAGGAAAUAGCACAGGACUUGAUGGAUCAUAUGAGGUGUUGGGUACUUUAGUGUUUGUUUUUCCAAAUGACUAGGGUAUUCAUUGUAAAAAAACUGGAGGAAGAAAACUGCAGUGUUCAUAUUGUUAGUAAUACUUUUUAUUUUAAAGAUUUAAUAAAAGGUCUGUGACCUGUAGUGUAACUGUUAGCUGCCCUCUCUCCCUCCUGUCCUCCUCUUCUCUGCCCCUCUGUAUGGCUUUGUUGUUUUGCCUGUGGAGGAGGCUUUACUGUCUAUCCUACAGUCCUGCAGCCAUAGAAAAGAAAAUCCCUGUGGUCGGUCCAGGUUUAUCAAAGAACAUAGUAACACAUGCUUGCCUUGCCAUUCUGCAGAGUACAAAUCAUGAAUGAAUAAGUUUGCUCUUUGGGUUGGGGGAAGGGACAGGGUUUCAUUUCCUGUUGUUUCUAUUAGAAUACAGGAUAAGAAGAGAUCACUAGGGGUUUUUGAUAAGCAGAAAAGUUUUCAGCAAAAGUCACCAUCUAGAGCACUUACUGGCUGUUUUUCCAUGUGAGUUCUUUUUCCUCUGGACUGUAUUUUCCUACAACUGUCACUAAAUUACAGGAGCAAACUGGUUUAUUGGUAGUGGGAAGCUGUGCUGCCUCUUGAGUUCUGGCUAAGAGCAUUGUUUGUAAGCAGCUGACUGGAUGGAUUAUGAUGGCAGUGCUGCAGUGUAGAAGAGAGCCAGCUACAUGGUGGGACUGCUCAGUCACAGAGUGCCACUGCCCCUCCACACAGGCCUGUGUGCAGCACAAGCAGUCUGGGGUUUGUUCUUAAAGUUUCCUGGAUGGUUAUAUGCAUGUCCAUUGCUGGCAACGGACUCUCAUUCAAACCUGACUCCGAGGUUAAGGGAGCUGCACUGUGGUUUAUUCUCUCCUGACCUGGAUAAACUAACCUGGAAUAGCUAAUAGUAAUGGUUAAUUUUGAGAUGUGUCAUUUUUAAACAAAAUAAUCUUUAAAGCAAUAUAGAAUUGUGAUUUAUUAGUAUUCAUUUUAAAUUAAAAUGUUGAGAUCCUGUUGAAAGACAAUUGUAUGAAUUGAGAUUCAUAUUUUUUUUAAUAGUUGCCUCUGUAUUCCCUCUUUUGCCAUCUCUUAGAGUAAGAGCCCAUCGGAGCCUCCCUUAGUAGUCCUCCUAUGCCGUUAGGAACUGUUUGACUUACCGCUUAUUUAUUACCUUAACAGACUUUGUGGUGGCCGCAGAGGAAUCUUCUCUCGUUCUUCUGCUGCGUUGUUUGCAGAAUACCAUACCCACCUAGAACAGUGAAAAGUAGCGCAAGUGCAGCAUGCUGCACCGUGGCUAGCACAGCUCUGUCUUCAUGCAUUGAGUUCCCUUCAACAGAGAAGAUUACACUGCUUGACAUGUAUCCAGUGACCACCAGUCCUAAACGUGCUGUGCCUUGACAGGCAGCUUUAAGCUGCCCAGAAAUAUUUCUUCAUGGGCUCAUGUGUAUGCACUGUGUUCUUGCCUGAAUGCUUUUAGACCUUAUCAGACAGACCAUGGUUAGAGUUAGAAGAUAGGUGUUGAAACAGUCUGUAUCCAGUUUUGAAUAUGUAAAUCUUAGAAGCGUACUGAGAUCUGUAAUCAAUAAAUUGUCAGAAUGUUAUGGGGCCAGUGAGCAGUGGGCAAGGGCAUUGUCUGCGGAGCCUAGUCACUAGAGUGAGAGAAGUGAUUCCUUCUCAUUGGCUUCUGACCUCAGUGUACACUCCCACAUACACACAGUCUCAUAAAAUGUUUUCUUUCUUUUCUGAGACAGGGUCUUUCUAUAUAGGCCUGGCUAGCUCAGACAAGUCUAGCCUGGAACCCACAGCUAUCUACCUGCCUCUGCUGCCCAAGUAGUGGAAUCCUAUGUGUCCUAUGUUUAAAUUUUUUUCUAAUGUAGAUUCAGACUGUAGUUAAUGGGACCAGGGGUGUAGCUCAUGGUGAAUCAUAUGCCUAUCAUGCACAAAGCCCUAAGCUUGAUACCUUGCUCCACUAAAAAUAGAAAGUAUCUAGGCCACUACUUGACGGUAUUGUAUAAUUUCAAAUUUUAAAAAAAAUGCUAAAAUCUUGUUAAAUAUUUGUCUUUGGUUUUUCUAACAGAAUCUCAUAGCACUAUACAGAACAGAUUGGUCUUUCACAGCUGUUCUAUGAUAGAUGUUUAAGUGGUUUCUGAAGCAUGUGUGUAGGAAACAUGUACACACAUUCCCUCUCUUGUCAGUCCAUUUGCUGGCCACUCAGGCAAAGAUGCUGUGUUUGAUAUUAGAGUUAUGAACAGAUUCAAGCAAGCACUGGCCUGGCCUUGAAAGAACUCAAGUGUUACUCAUUCACUGCUCUAUAUUGCCUAAAGAGCGGGGGAGGGGGGAAGAAAAAAGAAAUGAUACCCUUGUAACCUUGUCACACAGGCUUAUUCUGUGCCAAGGAAAAUAACUAAGUAACUGAUUGAAAUUCAAAGGAUUUGUUUGGAAAGUAGUCACUUUUUUAUUUAUUUUUUGUUUUGCUUUCCUUGUUUUGGUAGGUAGAAGUUGAGUUGGGUAAAAGUAGCCUUUUUCCAUUUUGUUUUCAGAUUUUAUAUUGCGUUCUAUUUUUAAUUUAAUCUAACAUAAUCAACUGUACUUUGCUAUUAACUGCUGUAUUUGAUGACUGAAUAAUUUUGUUCUUUCAGGGCUAGAAAUAAACUUUCAUGUCCAUUUUCUUAAA